Molecule: messenger RNA, 3436 nt
Organism: Micromonas pusilla CCMP1545
Lineage: Eukaryota; Viridiplantae; Chlorophyta; Mamiellophyceae; Mamiellales; Mamiellaceae
Exons: 3
Coding region: 398-3436 (1012 amino acids)
Cellular component (GO): trans-Golgi network
Source: RefSeq, a predicted model, not a curated record
GUGGACGAGCUCGCGAAGUCGCUGAACCUCGGAUGGAAGCGCCGCGACGCCGCCGCGGUCGCGGACGCCGCGUCCGAGGAAGUCCUCCGCGAGACGCGCGGCCUCUUUGAAAACGCCGAUCCGUCGUCGGUUUCGUCCUCCUCCUCCUCCUCCUCCGCGUUCCACGCCGCGUCCGAGCCCGGGCUCGCGCGCCCGAUGCUCGAGGCCGCGGCGGCGCCGCUUCUGCGCGCGCUCGAGGGCGCGUACCACGCCGCGGACGACGCCGCGCACGCGGCGCUGCCGCUCGAGUGCGCGCGCGCGUCGUUGCGCCUCUCCGCGGAGCUGCGGCUUCCGAAACCUCAGAGACGACCUCGCCGCGUUCUUGACGUCCGCGCCGGGGCUCGGGGACGCGCGAGGGAUGGCCCCGCAGGGCGGCGAGGCCGUCACGACGCUCUUACAGCUCGCGACGGUCGACACCGGGGUGUUAUCGAACUCGUGGAGGGCGGUGUUGGAGACGGUGAGUCGUUUGGACGAGCUGCACGCUGCGGCCAUCGGCGUCGGCGCCGCGCCGCCGCCGAACGCGGAGACGCCGACGCCGACCGUCGCGGCGGAAUCCGAACCGUCGCCGGGACCGGGACCUACGACGCCCGCGCCCGCCACCCCCCCGCGAGGAGGAGGAGCGUCGGACUCGAAGAGACGCGGCAAGGGCGCGAAGAAGACGAGGGCGGGGGGCGGCGACGACGACGACGUCGUCUCGUCCCCGGCGAUGGGCCGCGGCGGCGCGAUGUCCUACGCCGGCCGAUCGACGCUGAAUCCCGCGGAGAUCGAACUCGCGCGAUGGCUCUCCUCCGCGGCCGGUCGCGACGUCCUCGACCGCGUCUUCGCGGAGAGCGCGCGUCUGGACAGCGACGAGAUAGUGGUCUACGUCCGCGCGCUCGCGGACGUCGCGCGCGCGGAGCUCUGGGCGCGCGACGGCGGAGCGAAGUAUCAGCCUCGAACGUUUUCGCUUCGAAAGCUCGCGGUCGUGAGCGCGAUCAACACGACGACGCGCGCGCGGCUCGUGUGGCAGCGCGUGUGGGCGGUCGCGUCCGACGUGCUCGUCGCCGCGAGCGCGCACGCCGACCCGUGGGUCGCGUCCGCGGCGGCGGAGGGGUUGGGCGAGACGGCGGCGCGGCUGUUGCGGCGUGGGAUCGAACGCGGCGACGACGCGUUGCGUCCGUUUCUCGUCGCGUACGGCGCCGUGUCCGGUCCCUCGCGCGCGCACGCGCACGCGCGGGUGUUGCUCGUCGGCGCGUUGGGUCGAUGCCUUCGGUCUGCCUGCGCGAGGGACGACGGAAGCGGCGGCGGCGGCGGCGGCGGCGGCGGCAGGGCGGGGGGGUUCGGUUUCGUCGGCGAGGGGUGGUCGGUCGCGAUCGAGGUGCUUCGUCGCGCCGCGCGCGACCCCGCGGGCGAAGUCGCCGCCGCCGCGCACGACGCGUGCCGCGCGUCCAUCGCCGCGGGCGUCCGCGCGUCCUACGCGUCGUCGUCUUCGAGAAGUGACGGGAACUUCGAUGACACGUCGGAUAAAGGGGUGCCGAGUGGGGUGCCGAGCGCGCUGACCGCGAGCGCGAUUCGCCUCGUCGCCGAGCUCGCGUUUUCGUCGCACGGAAAGGCGCUGGCGGGGAAGACCGCCGCGGCGCUUCGCGAGAUCGCCAUGGACGCGGGGACGCAGCUCGCGAUCGAGCACGCGCGCGCGGAGGACGGCGAUCUCGCGGCGGCGGAGGGCGGCGACUCUGCUGGGGCGUCGCCGGCCGCGUUUCUCGCGUGGCGCGCGGCGCUUAGAGCGCUCGCGGAAUGCGCCGCGGGUGACUGGCCGGGGGACGCCGCCGACGACGUCGUCGUCGGCGCCGCCGCCGCCAAGACCGCGGGUACCAACACCGUAACGCCCGCGCCCGGGACGUUAUCUUCGCCGCCGCCGCCGCCGAAACCCGCGCUCGACGCGCUGUUCGGCGUCCUCGCGUCCUUCCCCGACGGCCUCCCCGCGCGCGCGUGGGCCGUCGCCGCGGACGUCGCGGUGAAGCCGCUCGUGGACCUCGAGUCGCGUCGGAAAAAAAUUAAGAUGGACAGCGGGAAGAUCCGAUCCGGCGCGAUCGGAUCGCACGCCGCCGCCGCGGAUUGGGCGUCGUCCAGGGUCGAGCCCGUGCUCGUGUCGCUGUGUACGCUGUGCUCUGGGUCGCGCGUCGCGCGCGCGGCGCUCUUAACGCCCCUCAUCGAGGCGUUACCGGCGAUGACCGGGAGCGCGCGCGAAGAACUCGCCGCGCACGCGUUGUGCGCGACGCGGCACGUCGCCGCGACGCUCUCCGCCACGUCAUCCGCCACGUCAUCUUCCACCGCCGCGCCCGAGUCGUCGCCGCUUCGAUGGGCGUGGGACGGGAUCGUGCGCGCGCUGCGCACCGCGAUCGAGAGCGGCUCCCCGGGGACGUCGAAAGCGGGGCCGUCGACGAUUUCGAAAUCGUCGUCGAAAUCUUCGUCUGACGAAUCCGGCGGCGCCGUCGCCGCGCUCCUCGCCGUGCAAAUCACGUCCGACAUCCUGCGCGAGUCCCCGCCGUCGACGACGCCGUGGGCAUCGCGGCUCGCGCUGUUGGACCUCCUCGCGAUCGCGCACGCGGCGGCGGCGAGCGGAAACGCGGCACGCGGCGGUCACGCGCGGCACAUCCGCCUCGAGAUCUCCGCGGGCGUUUCGUACCUUCGGUCGUUGGAGCGCGAGCUCGACGAGGCGAACGGCGCGGCCGGUCGUUUGGACCCGGCCGAGGUUUCGACGCGCGUGGACGUCCUCAGCGCGCGGCUGAGGGAGCACGUCGUGCGCGUCCUCGCGGACGCGGCGGCGUUCGCGAAGGAGGAGGAUCUUGACGGCGCCGACACCGACGCCGGCGCCGGCGCGAACGAAAACGCGGCUCCGUCGAACGCCGACUCGGUAAAUUACGGAACGACGUCGAACAACAUCGCCGCCGUCGACCCCACCGACGACGGGUCCGCGUGGCUCGCGCGCGCGGCCGCGAACCGCGCCGGGCGCGCGUUCCGCGAGCCCCUCGCCGCGGCCGCGAUCGACGCGCUCGGUGACAUGGAGGACGGCGACGCCGAAUCCUUCGCUCGCGCGAUUCGCGACGCGCUGCCUUCGGCGACGACGUUGAUCGCGGUCGGUCGGGCGCCGAUGAGCGGCGCGCUGGCGCGUUUGUUCGGCGGCGCGCUGAAGCGGCGGUUGGGGCCGACGCUGCGGGGGGAGAAGACGGCGGUCGAGAAGAAGAAGGAGGCGGCGGCGGCGGCGGCGGCGGCGGCUGAAGCGCCGGCUGUCGCGGAGGAGGAGGACGCUCCCGCCGAGACCGAACCGGGCGCCGCGGCGGUCGAGGAACCCGAACCGGCGGCGGCGGAACCCGAACCGACGCCGCCAUCGGAGGAGAAGGAAGAAGACCUCACGUGA